Molecule: messenger RNA, 5529 nt
Organism: Loxodonta africana (African savanna elephant)
Lineage: Eukaryota; Metazoa; Chordata; Mammalia; Proboscidea; Elephantidae
Gene: POLI
Product: DNA polymerase iota
Exons: 10
Coding region: 18-1430 (470 amino acids)
Biological process (GO): translesion synthesis
Molecular function (GO): damaged DNA binding; DNA-directed DNA polymerase activity
Source: RefSeq, a predicted model, not a curated record
CAGUUGGUCUCGGUAGGAUGGAGAAGCUGGGGGUGGUGCCCGAGGAGGAAGGUGGCUGCGAAGAGGAACUGGGUGCGUUCCGAGGCAUGGAGCCGACGGACGCGGACGCGGAGGCGGCAGGCGGCUCGCAGGCAGGUCGUUGUGAAGUGGUACCAACAGGAAGUACUUCAUCCAGAGUCAUAGUACAUGUGGACCUGGAUUGCUUUUAUGCGCAGGUAGAAAUGAUCUCACAUCCAGAGCUAAAGGGCAAACCUUUAGGGGUACAGCAGAAAUAUUUUGUGGUUACCUGCAACUAUGAAGCCAGGAAACUUGGAGUUAAGAAACUUAUGAGUGUCAGAGAUGCAAAAGAAAAGUGUCCACAGUUGGUAUUAGUUAAUGGAGAAGACUUGACUCGGUAUAGAGAGACGUCAUAUAAAGUUACAGAGCUAAUGGAAGAAUUUAGUCCACUUGUUGAGAGACUUGGAUUCGAUGAAAAUUUUGUGGAUAUAACAGAAUUGAUUGAGAAGAGACUCCAACAGCUACAAAGUGAAGAACAUUCUUCAGUGACUGUGUCGGGUCAUGUAUACAAUGAUCAAUCUAUAAACCUGCAUGACAUCUCACACAUCAGGCUACUUGUUGGAUCUCAGAUUGCAGCAGAGAUACGGGAAGCCAUAUAUAAUAAGUUGGGUCUCACUGGCUGUGCUGGAGUGGCUUCAAAUAAACUACUGGCAAAAUUAGUUUCUGGCAUCUUUAAACCAAAUCAGCAAACAGUCUUAUUACCUGAAAGUUGUCAAGAUCUCAUUCAUAGUUUGAACCACAUAAAGGAAAUACCUGGUAUUGGCUAUAAAACUUCCAAACGUCUUGAAGCACUGGGUAUCAGUAGUGUUCGUGAUCUUCAAACCUUUUCAUCCAAAAUAUUAGAAAAGGAAUUAGGAAUUUCAGUUGCUCAGCGUAUCCAGAAGCUCAGUUUUGGAGAGGAUACCUCUCCUGUGACACCCUCAGGACCACCUCAGUCCUUUAGUGAAGAAGAUUCAUUUAAAAAGUGUUCAUCAGAAGAUGAAGCUAAACAAAAGAUUGCAGAACUACUUGAUAGUCUUUUUAACAGAGUAUGUCAAGAUGGAAGGAAGCCACAUACAGUAAGAUUAAUAAUCCGUCGGUAUUCAUCUGAGAAGCACUAUAGUCGUGAAAGUCGUCAGUGCCCUGUUCCAUCCCAUGUAAUUCAGAAGUUAGGGACGACAGGAAACUACGAUGUGAUGACUCCAAUGGUUGAUAUACUUAUGAAACUUUUUCGAAAUAUGGUGAAUGUAAAGAUGCCAUUUCACCUUACACUACUAAGUGUGUGCUUCUGCAAUCUUAAAGCACCAAAUACUACCAAGAAAGGACCUAUUGACUGUUAUUUAACACCGUCAUUAUCAACAACAUCAUGCUCUGGCAAGCGCAGUUUUGUGUAAUCUAUACUGAAGGCUGUGGUCUUUGAUCUUCAUCAGUAAGUGCUUCAAGUCUUCUUAAUUUUCAGCAAGCUAGGCCAUGUCAUCUGCAUAUCUCAGGUUGUUAAUGAGUCUUCUUCCAAUUCUGAUGCCAUGUUUUUCUUCAUAUAGCCCAGCAGCACAGAUAUCUUGUUGUUCAGCAUACAGAUUGAAUAAGUGAGGUGAAAGGAUACAACCAUGCAGUUCACCUUUUCGAAUUUUGAACCAUGCAGUAUCCCCUUGUUCUGUUCAAAUGACUGACUCUUGAUCUACGUAUAGGUUCUGCAUGAGCACAAUUAACCGUCUUGGAAUUCUCAUUCUUUUUAAUAUUAUUCAUAAUUUGUUAUGAUCUGCACGGUUGAAUGCCACAUUCAAAUUUUGGUGCUGGUGAAGAAUAUUGAAUAUAUCGCGGACUACCAAAGGAAUGAACAAAUCAGUCUUAGAAGAAAUACAACCAGAAUGCUCCUGAGACUUGAAUAUGGUGAGACUUAGACUGGCAUGCUUUGGAUACAUCAUCAGGAAAGAUCAGUCACUAAAAAAGCACAUUACAUUUAGUAGAGGGUCAGCAAAAAUGGUGGAAAGUCUCAACGAGAUGAGUUGACACAACAGCCACAACAACGGACACAAACGUACCAGCGAUCAUGAAGAUGGGAAAGGAAUGGUAGCAUUUCCUUCUGAUACACGUGAGGUCACUAUUAGUUGGAGCCUAGUUUACGGCAGUUAACAAUGACAUCGUAUAUUACAGUUGCUGGUCUUAAAUCUAUGUGUUGUGAUCUAAGAAAACAGCAUCACUAGAUAAAUGAGAAAAUUGUUACAAAGAUUCCCAGUUGCGGAAGUGUUAACACAUUUUAUAACAGUAUAUAGGGAGGUGAUGGAUUAUCUCAUAAAUAGAAAAAUAUUUCCAUAUUCUGCAAAUCAAAUAUUUUUGUCAGUUUAUAGAUAAGCUACCAGCCCUCCCUCCUUGCCCCAAUUUUUUUUUUUUUAAGUAUUUAAACAAAUCAUGGUUUUUAAGUUCUGCUGAAUUUUGAUGUCAAUAUUGUAUGACUGCUGAUUUUACAGUUGUUAAAAUUGAGAGUAUGGCAAUGGAGAGGCAGAAAGAAGCCAGUUACAUUUUUAAAUGACUAAAACAAAAACUCCGCACAUGAUAGUUUUGUGAACCUCUGAUUAUUAACAAUUUAGAAAUGUGGAAUGCUUUUAAAAAUAACUGUUAUUUGCUAAAUUGUUCAUACUUAAAAUUAACUCUGACUAUAAAAUAUUUUUAUUUCUUAUUUUUCAUUGUUUAAUCAUCCAGUGUAUAAUUUCAAUACUUUAUUUACAUUUAAGAUUAAAAUGAGAACAGAAUAGUAUCAUGCAAAUAGUGAAUUAGUGCCCUCUUUUUUUUUUUACAUUUAUCUCUGACUCUUUCAUUCCAUUUAUUAACUGAAACUUUAAAAGGCAUUUACUUUUCAUAUUUUAAUAAACAUUUAGAAGGGGAAUUAAAGGUCCCUAAUACAUUUUUUUUUUUUUUAAUUUACAGAAGGAAAUCCUGGUGGCAUAGUGGUUAAGUGCUAUGGCUGUUAACCAAGAGGUUUGCAGUUCGAAUCUGCCAGGCGCUCCUUGGAAACUCUACGGGGCAGUUCUACUCUGUCCUAUAGGGUCGCUAUGAGUCGGAAUCGACUUGAUUGGAGUGGGUUUGGUUUUGGUUUUUAAUUUACAGAAAUAUUGCAUGUUUCCAUCAAGUUGAUUCUGAUGGCUAAAGUUCAUAGCAACCCUAUAGGACAGAGUAGAACUGCCCCAUAGUAUUUCCAAGGAGCAGCUGGUGGAUUUGAACUGCCACCCUUUUGGUUAGCAACUGAGCUCUUAACCACCUCGCCGCCAGGGCUCCACAAAGGUAUUAGAGGACUAAAUAUAAGUGAAAAUUACCUUGUGCAUGUCUGGCACAAAAUGGAUGCUUAAUAAAUACUAUGGCCUUAAUCUCUUCUUUGAUUUUUUUUCUGAGAUUACUAUUGUGUUGAUGUUUACUGAGUUACAUUUGGCUGUACACACGUUUUUCUUAUGCUUAAAACUGUUGUUUUGUUGGAUGUCAUUGAGUUGGUCCAGACUCAUAGCGACCCUACGUACAACAGAACGAAAUACUGCCCAGUCCCUGCACCAUCCUCACAGUUUUUCCUAGGCUUGAGCCCAUUGUUGUAGCCACUGUGUCAGUCCAUUCUCAUUGAGGCUUUUCCUCUUUUUCACUGACCGUUUAGUUUACCAAGGUUGAUGUCCUUCUCCAGGGACUGAUCCCUCCUGAUAGUAUGUCCAAAGUAUGUGAGUCUUGCCAUCUUUGCUUCUAAGGAGCAUUCUGGCAUCAUUUUUGUCACCAAGGCCAUAUUUUCCACUACCGAUCCAUCUUUGUUUCCAACUAUUGCAUUCCAAUCACCAGAAAUUAUCAUUGCAUCUUGAUAGUAUGUUUGAUCAAUUUCAGGCUGCAGAAGCUGAUAAAAAAUCUUUAGUUUUCUCAUCUUUAGCAUUAGAGGUUGUGUAAAUUUGAAUAAUAGUCAUAUUAAUUGGUCUUCCUUUUAGGCGUAUGGAUACUAUCCCAUCACUGACAACGUUGUACUUCAGAGUAGAUCUUGAAAUGCUGUUUUUGACAAUGAAUGCAAUGCCAUUUGUCUUCAAUUUGUCAUUCCCAACAUGGUAGACCAUAUGAUUGAUUUAAAAUGGCCAAUACCAGUCUGUUUCAGCUCACUAGUGCCUAGGAUAUCGAUAUUGAUGUGUUCCGUUUCAUUUUUGACGAUUUCCAGUUUUCCUAGGUUCAUACUUUGUACGUUCCAUGUUCCAAUUAUUAAUGGACUUUUGCAGCAGUUUUUUCUCUUUGGAUCAUGCCACAUCAACAAAUGAAGAUCCCGAAAGCUUUACUCCAUUCAUGUUAUUAAAGAUGUCAUUUUGAGGUGGCAGCCCUUCCCCAGUAAUAUUUUGAGUGCUCAUCAUCUGGCACUAUACCAGACAGUGUUCCGCUGCUAUUCAGAAGGUUUUCAGUGGCCAGUUUUUUUCAGAAGUAGACCGCGAGGUUCUUUUUAGCCAUGUUAGUCUGGAAGCUCUGCUGAAACCACCACUCUUCAGUCAGUUUGUCAUACUUUGGUGGCUUGUGUGUUAACUAUGAUUUGUACUUAAAACUAGAGGGAAAUUAAAAAAAAAUUUUUUUUAUUGAACUUUAGAUGAAAGUUUACAGAACAAACUAGUUUCUUGUCAGUUAGUACACACAUCGUUGUAUGACAUUGGAUAACAACCCCAUGACUGGGUUCCCUAUUACCAGCUUUCGUGUUCCUUCCUACCUUCCAGUCUCUGCCCCAGGGCUGGUGCGCCACUUUAGUCUUGUUUUGUUCCAUGGGCCUGUUCAGCCUUUGGCUGAAAGGGGAACCUCAGGAGUGACCCCAUUACUGAGCUAAAAAGGUGUCCGGGGGCCAUACUCUAAGGCUUUCUCCAGCUCUGUCCAGGACCCUCUAUUGUAAUCCCUGUCAGGGCAGUCAGUGGUGGUAGCCAGGCACCAUCUAGUUGUACUGGACUCAGUCUGGUGGAGGCAGUGGUAGAUGUGGUCCGUUAGUCCUUUGGACUAAUCUUUCCUUUGUGUCUUUAGUUUUCUUUAUUUUUCCAUGCUCCCGAAGGGGUGAGACCAGUGGAGUAUCCUAGAUGGCCACUCACAGGCUUUUAAGACCCCACGCCACUCACCAAAGUAGAAAGUAGAACAUUUUCUUUAUAAACUACAUUAUGCCAGUGGAGCUCAAUGUUUCUCGAGACCAUGGUCCCCACAGCUAGAGGGGAAAUUUUAGUGAAAAACUUUACAUAGCAAAAUUAUACAUCAAAAAUUAAAAAGAUUUAAAGAAUUUUUGUUUUAGGUAAAUAUAAACCGGUAUUACAUGUUAAUAAUGAUGUGGAAGUUUUACGAAAGAAGUAUUUUUUCUUUCUGCUAAAUGGCUUAAUCGUCCCUAGUUGUUUAGAACUGGCCAAAAAGGGUGGAAGUUGUUGAGUCUGUUAGAAUACUUAGAUAAUAGCUAUAAACACACUUCAGGAGCCUGGAUGCUUAAAGAAUAUUAGGUACCUAAAUUACUCUGGUAUCCUUUUC